GUGGGAUGACAGAUGCCGGGGCCACCGUUGGGCUCAGUUGGAUGCUUUCCUGACGUAGAGAGAAGCUGAGCACCAGCCCUACAGGCCCCUUCCCAUGCCACCCGCCCCCCUACUCCGCAGCCUCCAGAGUCUAGCCUUGGUGAACCUCUCGUCCUCUUCUCCCCACCCCAAGGAUGGCCUACAGCUGCCCAGAUAAGAAGGGGCUGGGCACCCAAGCCCAUGUUUGGGAGAAGCAGAAGAUUGCAUCCCAGAGGAAAGAAUGUCUGUCACUAUUGGAGAGGCCCCGAGAGUCUGGAGCCCUAUAUUCUAGCCCCACUUUGUCCCUGCAUUUGUGGCCUUAGGCAGCCCCUUCCCCCGUGUGUGCCUCGGUCUUCCCUGCUGUACCAAGACUGGCUGUUACAUUGGUAUCUGGGGCCCUUCCAUCUCCAUAUUCCCAGGGCUCACUGGUCUGGUCAGAGGAACCGCCAGGGGGCGCAGUGAGCUUGGGUUCUGGCUGCUAUUUUCCAGCCCCCUCUAGACUUCAGGCCUUGGACAGGCUGUUUUUGCAGCCCCACAAAGACCCCAUCCUCCCUUGCCUCCCGACAAUGGCUCACUGCUCCCCUGCUGUAGAUGACAGUCCCCUUCCCACAGUCGCAGCCUUUCUCUCUCCAUAGCCGUCCCCACUCAGCCUUAUGGGCACCUGGUAGGGUAAAGGAUGGGUCUGAGUCACCAGCCUCAGCAUGGUGUGGCCUUGGGAGCUGACAGUCUGCUGGCGAGGGGGCAGGGAGGAUGAAAAAGCCCUUUUUCAUGAAAGGUGGGGACCACGGCUCUGGUGCCCCACACCCCCAGCCCUCCCUUCAGCCUGGAUGUCUAGAGAGGGGUAGCCUGGGUGAGCUCUGGCCCCAGCUAGCAGGGUCUUAAUGCUGGGAUUCUGAGAAUCCUAGCCUGUGAUCCUGGGCAGCUUGAAGCUAGGGGUCCAGGAGUUUGGGGGUACUGGGGGAUACAGGUCCCGGGAAGGGGGCUGCUGUGGCCACGUCAGGGGCACAAACACGGGGUGGGGCAUCUAGCACCAGGCCCACGUCAGCAGCAAGUACCCACCACCUGGUGCCCAGCCCUGGCCAGGCCAGCUUGAUGUGUGUGGUCUGCUCAGGCUGGCAGGUCAUGGCAGGUGGCCAUGAGCAGCCACAGGAUGAUGGGUCACAGUCGGUGAUGCCAAGACAAGACAGCGUAGGUGAGGUCCACCCACCAGUGGUAGAGAGCGCAUGCUGCUUCCUCCUACAGUUUCCAGGCACCACCAGCUGCUGACACUGUGUGCCUGGGGACAGCCCAGCACUGGGACACUGUGAGCCAGCUCGUCGCAGUAGGGCACCAAGUUUUCAGCCAGCUCGUGGCUCAGCAUGUGACCUGUACUGGCCCAGGUGCCCCAUGGCGCAGGUCUUUCGCAACUGUCCCAAGGGGUCACAGGAGGUGCCAGCAGGCACAGGGGCACCUCUGGGCACACAUGCUUGGGCUCAGCACAUACUGGUCAUUGCCAGAGGCCAAAACAGGCUAUAGGGCUGAGGACCAACCACAAAGUCGCAAUUUCACAUCUUGCAGGGCCCAGAUCUCCAGGGACUGCUCUCAGGCUGCACCAUCUGUCCUCUGCAUUGGGUGCAGGGUUCAAGGCCACAGCUGCCAGAAGCAGCAGUUGGAACAAGGGGAGGUGUGGGUGCCCGGGGCCCGCUGGGGCUCAGGUUGUGGCGAGGCGCCCCUCCUGCCUGCCUCAUCGGUAGUCCCACUCUGGUUGCCACCAUCUUCCUCUCCUCUGCUGUCAUAUCACAGCUCAGCACUGCUGCUCCUGGGAGUUCUUUGCCCUAGAACUGCUCCAACCCAUCCAGAGCCCAAACUCUGACAAGGAGGGGCACAGCUGGCUUGGGGUUCCCAAGGGGAGGGAGGGCAGUGUGUCAGGGGCUUUCAGGGGCCAGGCCUGCCACAUUUGUGAGUCCAGGCUUCUGGGCGUCUCACAGUGCAUUUCUUCCAUACAAGAUGGUUGUGGACCCCCAAGUUCUCAAAUCCUACCACUCUUAAGUCUAGAUCCUACAGUUCUGCUCUUCAGAGAUCACAAGAUUCUACAAUUCUAACUCCUUAAUGCAGUUUUGAUAGCUCUGAAUUCGGGUUUGCAGAAUCUAGGGAUGAUCCCUAAUAUCUUCAAUUCAAUGAGUUUCUGCUUCUAAAAGUUCGGGGAUGUUCCACAUCUGGAAUGGGUGGCAUCAGGCUUUAGAGGAGCCUGAGCACUGGUGAACAUCCCAGGGCCUCGGGAAGCCAGUCCUGAAGAGUCUCUUCCCAGCUCCUUGGACCUUGGUUGCAAGUCCUGGCUUCGUCAGUAUCCUCUCAGACUGUUUUCUUUCCCCUUACACCGACUUCUUGACAUUCAUCCCAUCCUCCCAGCUUCUAGAAAGACCACACAACCCCUACCGCCUCUCCUCCCCAUUCACUGCAGACUCCCUUCUGCCCCCACUACACUUGUCUAGUACCAACAAACACCUUGUUGUUAAAUCCAAUGCAUCUUGUCCCACUGGCCUCUAACCCUCUGGAAGAUGUGGCCAUGUGGUCCUUCCAAGAGGAGGUCCAGACCAGAACCCCAUGACUGAAUCACCAGUCAUUCAUCAAGACCUGGUAACCUCUUUGCCUGGAGGAGAGGCUCUUAAUGGGUCUCUCAUUAAAUCACUCCCCCUCUAGCCAUUCUUUUAACCCCAGGCCAUAAUGAGCUAAUUACAAAAUAAAUGAGCAGGUCACGUCCCUGCCCUAGAAUCUCCUGUAGUUCCCCACUGCCCUAAGACUAAAAGUUAGACUCCAGACACGCACAUAGGCCCUCCAGUCUUCAGGCAGACUGAAGCCCUGGAAUCAGCUCAGGGAAGCUGAUGGGUCUUGAAAUUCUCAGGGCCAGGAGGAAUCCUAGUCUGCAGAAAAAGGGACUUUUAUCUGGUUUCGUAGCAUUGGACACUCUAUCAAGACUAGAAGUCCUGGGACUUCCUUGACAGUUCAGUGGUCAAGACUCCGCACUUCCAGUGCAGACGGCUCUAGUUCGAUCCCUGGUUGGGGAACUAAGAUCCCACAGGCUGUGUGGCAAAAAAAAAAAAAAGACUAGGAGUCCUAUCUGAACUUGGGUUGGAGCCCUUCUUGGAGCAGAGAGGAUGUGGAGUGGAGUGAGCAGGCAGGACCACAGGAGGUGAGAGGGCCAGGAAUGGACUGGGCCUUGGGCACAGAGGGGUUAACCACAAAGCGAGAAUCUCAGAGAGCGAGAUCAAUGGGUUACUCGCUGCAGAAAGGCAGAAGCAACGCAGAGAGGCGGAGGAGAGGAGAGCCAGGCAGAAGAGCAUGCCACCCUGGGAAAAUCAGGGGCUGAGGAGGAGGCGGCUACUUCUUCGGAGGGAGAGGAGAGGACUUAAAGGAGAAGAGGGAGCAGUGGCAGGCAGAGCUGUACCUGCAGGUAGGCACCAAGAGGCAGCCACUGAGCCAGGAGGCAGCUUCAGCCUGGUCAGUUCACCCAGGGAGAGCAGGAGCCCAGUGCCCAGGGCUGAGGUCUGUGUCGCCCAUCUGGACUUGCCGGUGGGGGAGGGGGGGUGGCUCCUGCAUGCUGGGAUGGGGCGGGGGUCUCAAAGAUACCACCUUUCUUUCCUCCUCCCUGCUUGGCCCCCUUGCCCUUCAUUCAUCCAGCCACCCCAGAGGUCCAAGCAUGCAGGGAGACCCACAGGUAGCAGACGAUGUGGGCCAUGGGGUGCGACAGGGGUCAGGUGAUCACAGCUUACAUAGAUGUAACGCACACACACACAUGCACACACACAGGUUGUCAGGGGCACCGCCUAUUACAGCUCUCAGAUGAGUGCUCCAGCCUGGGAGUCGGUACCAGGGCGGCAACAACCUCAGGUCUACCACUCAGAGUGUGACACUAGCUUCCCAAGUCCCCUCUCUGAGCCUCAGUUUCCUCAUGUGAAAAGGGGGCAGUGACCUAUAUGGUGCUCCCAGCUGUGCCAGGUGGUGCUGUCACUAAGCUGGGCUAUCCAGUGACUCAGGGGUGUCACCCAUGUUUGGUUGAAUUUGACUAAUAUCCAAAAGUCUUCCCUGUAUUUCAGAUCCCCAUUGACAAGUGAGGAAAAUACACCAGAUCCUGGGGUUGGAACUGCCCCUCCCCGCACCCACUUUGCACGUGUCUUUACCUGCAUCAUUGGUUGAAGGUGUCUAUCAACUACCUAAUCAGUCCUUCAGACCCUGGGAUGUUUCCAAGGAAACUGAGAAACCCACCUUAGACACCAAUGAGACUGCCAGGAGCUUGCACAGUGGGUCCCAGGGAUAACUUUUGUCUUUGUCGGUCCAACACCUCUAUCCCCCACAAGCUUCCACCCCAGGAGAAUUGGCCAGGCCUAUGGUGGGGGAACUGGACCCCUGAAUUGAGUGACCAGAGCUGAGGACUCCAGCUUUUCUUCCUCAGGUGCCCAUCUGUUGGGAAGAUGGCUGAUAUCCAGAAUGUUUCGCUAGACAGCCCGGGGAGUAUGGGGGCUGUGGCAGUGCCCGUGGUCUUUGCCCUCAUCUUCCUGCUGGGCACGGUGGGCAACGGGCUGGUGCUGGCAGUGCUGCUGCAGCCUGGCCCGAGUGCCUGGCAGGAGCCGGGCAGCACGACGGAUCUAUUCAUCCUCAACCUGGCGGCGGCUGACCUCUGCUUCAUCCUGUGCUGCGUGCCUUUCCAGGCCGCCAUCUACACGCUGGACGACUGGCUCUUCGGGGCCCUGGUUUGUAAGGCUGUGCACCUGCUCAUCUACCUCACCAUGUACGCCAGCAGCUUCACCCUGGCGGCUGUCUCAGUGGACAGGUACCUGGCCGUGCGGCACCCGCUGCGCUCGCGGGCCCUGCGCACGCCGCGCAACGCCCGCGCCGCCGUGGGCCUGGUCUGGCUGCUGGCGGCGCUCUUCUCGGCGCCCUACCUCAGCUACUACGGUACGGUGCGCUACGGCGCGCUUGAGCUCUGUGUGCCCGCCUGGGAGGACGCGCGCCGCCGCGCCCUCGACGUGGCCACCUUCGCCGCCGGCUACCUGCUGCCCGUGGCCGUGGUGAGCCUGGCCUACGGGCGCACGCUGCGCUUCCUGUGGGCCGCCGUGGGCCCCGCGGGCGCGGCGGCGGCCGAGGCCCGGCGCAGAGCCACGGGCCGCGCGGGGCGCGUCAUGCUGGCGGUGGCGGCGCUCUACGCCCUCUGCUGGGGCCCGCACCACGCGCUCAUCCUCUGCUUCUGGUACGGCCGCUUCGCCUUCAGCCCGGCCACCUACGCCUGCCGCCUGGCCUCGCACUGCCUCGCCUACGCCAACUCCUGCCUCAACCCGCUCGUUUACGCGCUCGCCUCCCGCCACUUCCGCGCGCGCCUCCGCCGCCUGUGGCCCUGCGGCCGCCGCCGCCCCCGCGCCCGCUGCCCCCCGGGUGGUGUCCGCCGCGCCCUCCGUCGCGUCCGCCCGGGGCCCGGGGACGCCGCUGGCUGCUCCGGGAACGCCCGGCCUCGCGGGAGGCUGCCGGCAGGCGGCGACUGGGGCGGGGAGCGGGGUCCGGAGCCUGCAGGUGGUGGAGAGGCGUGCAGGGCCCUACCUGUCAGAGUACCAGAAUAAAGCUUGUCUGCCUCCGC
Bubalus bubalis (water buffalo) is the source of this 5623-nucleotide messenger RNA. RefSeq names its product galanin receptor 3 (gene GALR3). Gene Ontology annotation, molecular function: galanin receptor activity. Gene Ontology annotation, cellular component: membrane. Gene Ontology annotation, biological process: adenylate cyclase-modulating G protein-coupled receptor signaling pathway; negative regulation of adenylate cyclase activity; neuropeptide signaling pathway. Lineage: Eukaryota; Metazoa; Chordata; Mammalia; Artiodactyla; Bovidae. The record is from RefSeq and is a predicted model, not a curated record. The transcript is spliced from 2 exons. The coding region runs from base 4467 to 5606 and encodes 379 amino acids.